Molecule: messenger RNA, 2051 nt
Organism: Neocloeon triangulifer
Lineage: Eukaryota; Metazoa; Arthropoda; Insecta; Ephemeroptera; Baetidae
Product: pancreatic lipase-related protein 2-like
Exons: 7
Coding region: 599-1735 (378 amino acids)
Biological process (GO): lipid metabolic process
Molecular function (GO): lipase activity
Source: RefSeq, a predicted model, not a curated record
ACAGACAAUAAAUUAUUCAUGAAGCGACAGCAUAUUUAUUGUAACUAGCGAGAGACUAUCUAGCAAAAUGAGCUGCUGGUCAACGCUCCUUUGCAAGGCGAUAAGCCUACACGGAAACGCCAUAUCCAAUUCAUCAAAAAGAACAGAUAAAUUCUGCGCACCUUAUCUCAAUUCCCCGGCAGCGGAGGUGCCGCAAUUUUGUUGGCAAAGUGCUAUUGAUAAAAAAGCAAACAAACAAUAACUGACUGAUGCAAACAAUAAUUUCUUGGCGGAAGGUCACGCAAAUAUUGCAGGAGUGCCUCGGACUGAUAAGGGGAAUACCGUUGCUCGGGCGCUUUUGGUAAUGAAAUGGCACGGCGUGAUUUUUUUUUUUAUCAAAAAGUCAAAAUCUUUUUAGACGGCCUCGUUCCAAAAAGCAGCGAAAUUUCCACAAAAGUAGUGUAAAGGUUGGGGGAGGAGCGCGUAGCUUUCAGCGGGUACAAUAUUUUAAUAAGAAGUGGACAAUCGCGCGUGCAUAAUUAUGAUAAAACUGAGGACAUAAAUCAAGGAAGCGCCCCACACAUGCGCCAGUCCAUCUUGAGGCGAGAGUGUCGUGAACAUGCCUCGACUUUUGCCCAUUGCGGUGUUUUUCCACUUUUCUAUUCAAGCAUUGGCUAGGCCAGGCUUGGAAAUACUUCCUCCAGUGUUAGCUCCUGUGGGCGCAGAUGACGAAGAUUACGACAACGAAAUUGAAGAUUCGUUUUCUUCAUUGCAAGCAAGUCCUGCAGAUGGACUCGAAUGGAUGCUUUUGCCAGGGGCUAAUGGCGAAGUUCACUUGGCCGUUUUGUCGCCGCCUCCCGCGAUGGAUGCCGCAAUGAGAUACAUGAGACCAACAGACGUGGAAUUUUUCCUUUAUACCAGAGAGAAUGCAGACACUCCCGAAAGGGCAUAUUUUCAGAAAUCGUGCAAACCAAAUUUCAAGUACUUUAAAUCAAGCCGGCCAACAAAAAUUCUAAUUCACGGAUUUGGAGACGGCGUGAAUACAUCUCUGAUGUACCCGAUUCUCAAAGAAGCCUUCCUCACAAAGGAGGACGCGAACGUUUUCUUGGUCGAUUGGUCGCAGCUGGCGGGCACCCCUUGGUACAAAGCGGCCGUGGGCAACACGCGUUACGUGGGCCGCAGAGUUGCAUACCUCAUCGAGCACUUGGCCAAUUCGACCGGCGCGAACGUGGUCGAUUUUCACAUCGUUGGGUUCAGUCUGGGGUCGCACGUAGCUGGAAUUGCUGGAGCGAGGGUCGCUUUGCUCACUGGGCAAAAGCUAGCGAGGAUAACAGGCCUAGACCCUGCGAGCGUUUUAUACAGCGGCUCACCGUUGGACGAAAGACUAGACUCAACCGACGCUGAGUAUGUGGAAGUGGUGCACACUUCGGGUGGUUAUUUGGGCUAUUUAGACCCUAUUGGUAAGGUCGAUUUCUUUCCAAACGGCGGCUCCUGGCCUCAACCGGGUUGUUUUAUGGAUUUUGUAGCUGUUUGUAGUCACCGGAGAGCCUACUACUACUUUGCAGAAGCGCUCUUGACAGAUAAUGGUUUCAAAGCCGAAUCUUGCUCGUCUUGGCACGCCUAUGAGCUAGACAACUGCCCUGAAUCGAAUGACGUAUACAUGGGAAGCCAUGCGCUUCCUGAUAAUUCCGAUAGUUUAAGUGGCAAUUACUUCAUGAGAACAAAUUCAGAAGAGCCGUACAACGCGGAACUAUAAGGAAUCCUAAAAGCCACGCAAAACCAAAGUUGUGAAAUCCAAGACGCUUGGAUCAAAACCUACAAUUAAGUUUUUUAAGCUCACGUCAAACCUUUUCUGUUCCUUAAUCCAUUUCUAGGUAAUCUCAAAAAACACUACUUGCUGAUAUUUUCAAUACAAUGAAAGGCGUACAAAGUCUAUAGCAUAAAUAUUUCAUAAAAUGCUGUUUUACCAGUUUGAAAUGGUUGUAAAAAAUUUAAGAAAUUUAAAAAAAUAUGAAUGUAUUUGUAAGCUAAUAAAUCUGGUCACAUAAAAACAAAUCAAGUUUUUACUUCUU